Messenger RNA from Anopheles marshallii, 507 nucleotides. RefSeq lists its product as uncharacterized. Bases 40 to 507 code for a protein of 155 amino acids. The transcript has 4 exons. The record is from RefSeq and is a predicted model, not a curated record. Lineage: Eukaryota; Metazoa; Arthropoda; Insecta; Diptera; Culicidae.
CAGCUGCUGGAAGAUGUCAACUUUCAAGCGUGUUGCAAUAUGCCUCGUCUAAUACCAGCAGAUGUCCUCCAGCGGUGUCAAAACCAUUCUCUUCCUCCCAGCCUGCCAGGCGAACCCGAUCCACUGCCCGCGAAUUGCCACGCAGAGUGCGUUCUGAACGAAGCGGGCAUCCUUGUGCACAACCAGUUUCUUGUAGAGCUAGCGGUCAAGGUGCUGCUUGGACAGGUCCCGAACGAUACACUCUUGUGGAAGCAGGCGUUCGAGGUGGCAGCUAGGAAGUGCUACAAUAUGCAAGUGGCAAACACGUUCUAUCUGCAAGAUAUGGCCAAAAACUUAAUCUCAUCUCAGUGUAUUCCCUCUUCUCGGCGAUUUCUCGAGUGUACAUUCGCGAUCGCGUACAGGGAUUGUCCCGACGUCUUUUGGAACUACAGCAAUGAUCAAUGUGGUUCCGUCGUAUCCACCUUGAACAACUGCCGAUAUUUGUUUCUGCAUGUAUGGGAGAUUUAA